This is a messenger RNA of Thalassophryne amazonica, 4295 nucleotides long. It is a transcript of the gene ccdc85ca, whose product is annotated as coiled-coil domain containing 85C, a. The record is from RefSeq and is a predicted model, not a curated record. Bases 169 to 540 code for a protein of 123 amino acids. Gene Ontology annotation, cellular component: apical junction complex. The transcript has 6 exons. NCBI's taxonomy places the organism in Eukaryota, Metazoa, Chordata, Actinopteri, Batrachoidiformes, Batrachoididae.
CACCACGGAAAGCUGUCAUCUCUGGGGAGGUCCACGGACGACCUGUCCGGGCCCCACGUCCACAGAGGGACUUGUGCUGGACUCAGCGAGGCAGGAGGCGCCUACGUCAGACAGCUGGAGAACAGGGUGAGGACGCUGGAGGAUGAAAAGAAGCUGCUGCUGUCACAGAUGAACAGGGAAGUGACGACACUGAGGAAGGGUUUGUCUCUUUAUCACUCAGAGACUCAACUCUCACAGUUCCAGGACAGCGUACACACUGUUCCUGCUUUGGGCCCUGGCUUUGAACCCUCCCCAACAGGGAUCUACCUUCCCCCAGGACAGAAGCCUGAGGCUGUAGUCCAUGCCAUGAAGGUGCUGGAGGUGCACGAGAAGCUGGACAGGCAGACGUCACAGCUGUACGACGAAGACCUCAGCGAGAAAGAGAAGGCCAUCGUCAGGGAAAUGUGUAAUGUUGUUUGGAGAAAACUAGGUGAUGCUGCAGGUUCAAAGCCAUCGAUCCGACACCACCUGUCAGGCAACCAGUACAAAGAGCCUUUGUAGGGUUUGGACGUCACGCCGUGGUGCCAUGUUGCUAUGUUUCCAGCCGGUGGACUCCACCUGUUUUGACCAGAACCCUCCAGCUGUCAUGUAGCUGUUGAAAUUAUGAACCUGAACUGAGUCGUAAUGGAUCUACUUUGAUUUACAUGGCACUGCUGCAGACACUGGAAGACUGUAACAGUCCAAUCUGUGUGAAAGCAUUCGGCCCGUUUUCUAGAGCCACUGUCAUUACCCGGGCAGCAGACUAUGUAAAAGUGUUUAUUAUAAUUUUUUAAAGCCUGGACUGUCAUUUAGUGAUUGCAGCGAUUAAUGGCACCAAAGCUGGAAUUCUGGGAUUAGAGAAAUGAGUCUCAGAGAGACGGAGCUGGUGCACAACGAACAGACUGCGUUGAAAGUCUGGAACUACAACAUCUUCACAAAGAAAUGGAAGUGAUGCAAGAAGACCUCAUCUUCCAGUAUUUGCAAUAAUCAGCUUGAUCAGAUCAACAAGAGCUUACCAACCAAUAAUUACCUGGACAUUUUCAGAUGUACGUUUCUGUUUGCAUUGUGAAGAGUGGAACGAUUCAGGGUCAAUGAAGGAAUGAAUUUACAUUCAGGAAAAGUUGUAGUUUGGGUCACCUGCAGGAUGGUUGCAGUGUGGAGUAGAACAUCUAAACAGAAGGUCCGUUGAGCUCAGAUGAAGACCAGCUUUAUGUUGUAUUCUGUCACUUUGGCAUUGACUUGUUCAGGUGUUUGAAGUCUUCUUCGGUCAGGUCAGGUUGAGCAGCAUUUGCUGGUCCUGCACGGUGGCACAUUAACCAUCUCCUGCUGUCCCAUGUUCCUGAAGUUUGACCUCCUCAGAGAAAGUAGACAGUGAUCACAGUUUUGGCACUUAAGUAGUUCAGUGUGGAGUAGCAUUGUGACAGAUUGAAGUUAAAGGUAAGAUUGUCACCCCAGGGUUCCAUGACGUGAAAUGGUUUUGCUUCUGGUCUGGAUUCUUUCAGGUUUUUGAAAUAGCAUGAUGGAGGUAUGAAAAAUCAGUAUCGAAGCCAGCAGAGCCGAAAGCAAUCAAACCUGGACUUGCAGUGAGCUCAGAUGGGAAUCUGUAAUACCUUACAACCAAUUACUGAACGGCUGCUCAGUUAUGUCAAGGUCAAAGGUCAGAUGCAUUUUCAUGCCAGAGACCCAACAUACUGUAUGUUUCCAUUGUGUAAACUUCUUUUACGGGUUCUGGUGUAUCCUGGUGGAUGGUAUGGGUGUCACGGAUCACAAAAGCCCUGCUUCAGACCAGAUGCGGUUUUAUAAGCCUGAUCAUUAAGCAUGAUCAUUUUUCAGAUCAGCAAAAAAAAAAAAAAGACAAAUGCUACUUUGUUUUUAAUUUUAAAAAUAACUUAUUGAGCAAUGAAAAUAAGGAACUUUUGCCUGUGGACUUUCAGCCAGCUCGGCUGUGCAUGUGCUUUGAGUGUGCUGCUCGGUUCAGUGGGCUUACGGCUGCACAAGGAAGAGACGACAGACACUCUGUCCUCAACCCCUUUAACAUGAACAGAGAUUCUUUUUGUGCUGAGCCUGUUUGUAGCAGAGCACGAAGCUGUAACAGGACAUGCAGCUACAGCGGGCGCUCCAGUCUCUCUGCAAACCUGCUUCUUUCUGUUUUAAAAACAGGCUGAGAGUGAGAUUUUACUGUAACACAUCAAAAUGAACGCAGUAAUCACUUUAAAAACAAGACACCAUGAUCUAAAAUCAAAUUUAUGUAAAUUCAGCAAUUAACCAGUGGAUCACAUGCGUUCCACACUGGGGGUGGGGGUGUUUACAGAACACGAAUCAACUGCGACCAGUUACACCACUAGUGGCUGGACACACAAAACGUUGCAUAUCAAUAUGAGAAACACCAAAGGUAUGCAGAGACCGCCGACCUUCACCACGGUCCACUUUGGCCCAUCUCUGACAUUCGGAGAUCCUCACUGUUCACCUUUUAUUUUCCGAUUGCUGGCUGACCUGUGAUCCUGGUCUUCCUUCCUGAUGGCUCAUCUUUGAUCAAUCAUUAACCUUGAUCAUUGAGCUUUGAUCCUGAUUGCUUUGAUUCUUUGAUAGAGGCUAUGCAUUUGUUACCAUUUCUCCAUAUGUCUGUUUGUCUUCCUUUGAUCGUGUAAUUAUGAUGAAAGGAUUCUGGAUCAAAGAACAGAUCCUGACCUUUGCCCUGAUUGCUGACCUGUAGUUCUGGUUUUUGUUACUGACUUUUGAUGUUGAUCAUUGAGCUUUGAUCCUGAGUACUGAAUGCUUUGGCUAUUUGAUAGAGGUUUUGUUUUCGUGACUGUUUCUCCUCAUGACAGAAUUUGACUGUUUUUUGUCAUCAGAUGAAGUCGCUGUAGCCAGAAAACAAGCUGAAAACGGUGCUUUUGUUGAUUUUACUUUUCUUGUGACCCCGAGCCAUCAGUUCUCAGUCUGGAUCACAGUCUGUUGUAUCACCUGCUGUGACAGUCAACACAUCAUGAAGCUGUUUGUGCAGAAGCAUCCCUAUGAACUCGGCUCACAUGAAAGGAAAUUGUGACAUCACAAUUACAUCACUGUCACGUCCUGUUUUUAUUGGACAGAAUCUGUGCAGUUAUUAAAUGAGAGGUGGAGCUUAAGCGUCAUUCAAAAAACCUGAACCAAUCAUUUGUAACUGAUGCUGUGCUUCACUCAAGCUACAUAUAGCUACAGUCAGGUCCAUAAGUAUUUGGACAGUGACAGAAUGAUUCUAAUGUUGCCUCUGUACACCACCACAAUGGACCUGAGAGGAAACAGUGCUUGUGGUGCGAACGUUCAGCUUUAAUUCAAGGGGUUUAACAAACAAAUCUUAUUAACCACUUAGAGGCAUCACAGAUAUUUUUAUAUAUAGUCUCUCCAUUUUCAUAGUUUAGAGCCAGUCAGCUUAUGAAUAAGAGGGUCUUCGGUUUGAUUCCCAUUGAGACAGGAAACCACAAAGGUCCCUGAGAGUGAGGCCCUUCAUCCCCAGCUGCUCCUGGUGUGCAGUAGAGCACCUUUGUGUGAAUGGGUGAUGUGAAGCAUCAUUAUAAAGUGCUUUGAGCGUCAGCAGCAGAUGGAAAAGCCUGACAGAAAUGGAGUCAAUUCACAGUAUCAUUCAUUUGACAGUGUUGCACGUGUACAACGCUCUGUGGAAUAAACAGUUCACAAAAACACAGUGACAGUGUGAGGAGAGCCACCAAGACACCUACUACAACUGAAGGAGGUAGAGGCUUCUGUAAAUGUGACUGGAGACAAUGUGCAUUGUGCAACCUUUGUGUGCUGUGUCACCAGUUAUAACGAUUCAUGGUGGAACACAGAAAGAUUAUUUUAAAGAAAGCAUAAAAUUUCUGAUACAUAUUGCUAGAAGCUACAUGGGAGACUGAGCCUAGAUUUGAUCUUUUUUCUUGUAUGAAAAUCCUUCUGUGUUCCACUGCACCAUGAAUCUACUUUACAGGCCACUUUAUUUGGUACACCUGUUCAAUGGGUUGUUAACACAAAUAGGUAACCAGCCAAUCACAUGGCAGCAACUCAAUGCAUUUAGGCAUCUAGACGUUGUGAAGACGACUUGCUGAAGUUCAAACUGAGCAUCAGAACAGGAGGGGUAAGAGGAUUCAAGUGACUUUGAAUGUGGCAUGGUUGUUGGUGACAGAGGGUCUGGUCUGAGUUUUUCAUAAACUGCUGAUCUACUGGGAUUUUCACACACGACCAUCUGUAGGGUUUAGAGAGACUGGCCAAAAAAGAGAAGCUAUCCAGUGAGCAGCAGUUGUGUGGAC